Messenger RNA from Phytophthora infestans T30-4, 624 nucleotides. RefSeq lists its product as uncharacterized. The record is from RefSeq and is a predicted model, not a curated record. Lineage: Eukaryota; Oomycota; Peronosporomycetes; Peronosporales; Peronosporaceae. The coding region runs from base 1 to 624 and encodes 207 amino acids. The transcript has 2 exons.
AUGCACCAGACGCCAAAGCAAGUCUGGGCCCACAGAAAUCAGCUAACGGAGUAUCAAGUAUGGGUAGCGUAUCGAGUUGCGGUACGGCAGCUCAACUUGUACCACGAAGGCAAGAAACAUGACAGCAGUUGCAGAAAACUAGCAGUAUGUCAAGGGCAAAAGGAAACGAUGGAGCACAUCUUCUGGAUCUGCGCGAACAGGAAAUCGCCUCCCGUAUCGCCCUCAUUAGUGGAGAAGAUGCAGAAAACAUACCCGGACGACAUUAAGCACAUCAUACGGGAAUGGAAACGCAUCUGGCAUAUCCUGUGCACAAUUUGUCUUACCAGCCUGUGGACACAGCGCAACAGGGUCGUCUUUCAACAAGCCCAGGUGACAGAGGAUUCCAGUGCGACAGAAUUUUGGGGGACGGCAAUGCGUCAGCUGAGAGCGCUGGGGAAACGUGAAUGCCGACAACCGGAGACUCAAUUGCGAGGAACUUAUUUACUUCUAUGCCUGCGGGUACUAGAACAAAAACCACGAGAGCACCCGAGACAGCGGGUGAGCCCCGUACAACCACCGGACUCGCAAGAGGAACCGGCGUUGCUAACCAGGCUUAGGAAAUACCAGACAGCUAGUCGUCGUUAA